Molecule: messenger RNA, 252 nt
Organism: Adineta steineri
Lineage: Eukaryota; Metazoa; Rotifera; Eurotatoria; Adinetida; Adinetidae
Source: the annotation of a GenBank genome assembly
AUGCCUGCAAAAAAAGUUACCUCAACUACUCAAAGUUCUUCAUCAGCCAAUAAAUCCAACUCAAAACCGGUGACGUCGUCAUCAAAAGUCAUUGCGACGAAGACAACUGACGUAGCGUCAGCUCCAGCUACGGAUAAACCAGAAAAGAAAAUCAUUAAAUAUGCUCAAAUGAAGGAAGUUAUACCCAGUGAGAUGGCGAAAUUACGUGAUUUGACAAAAUGGCCUAUUAUUGUCGAUGAAAUUGGUGAGUAA